Molecule: messenger RNA, 7675 nt
Organism: Drosophila mojavensis
Lineage: Eukaryota; Metazoa; Arthropoda; Insecta; Diptera; Drosophilidae
Gene: cno
Product: afadin
Exons: 20
Coding region: 631-6972 (2113 amino acids)
Biological process (GO): regulation of protein localization; signal transduction
Cellular component (GO): adherens junction
Molecular function (GO): cell adhesion molecule binding
Source: RefSeq, a predicted model, not a curated record
CGUUCGCAUUGAGUUCCAAUUCAGACGUCGUCGCUUUCAAACGUGUUACGCGCGUGCUUCGCGCAUUGUUCAUUUGACAAAUUCGUUGAAUUUCCAAGAAAAGCAAAAAAUUGCACCACGAUCAGCGCAACAAGUGUAAAGUUUAUGCGUAAAUCGUACGAAAUCAAAAAAAUAGUGAAAAUCGAAGUGAUUGUGUCUUUUUUUGUAUAGCAUUUAGGUGCUUUAAUAGCCAUUCUUUGGCUUGGCCUUCGAUCCUAGUGAUCUGUGCGUCAAAAUGUGCGGCAACAAAGUUAAAAGUUAUUUGAGUGCUGCGUUAAUUUAAUUAAGCGUGGCAAUAAAUUUGUUGCUAAUUUUUGUAGUGUACUGGUUUAAAAUUGUUUGUUCAUUUAUGCCUGGGAUUACCUGGACGUGUUCUUAUUUGGAUUUAAAUAUCGCGGCGAAACGUCAUAAAAGUUAGCUGACGGAACACUGGAACAGAUAAACGACGUCACACUGGAGUCACAAAUACGAUAAACAUUCCACAAAUUCCACAUUACCUCCCUUCAACUCUUUCAUUCUCUCUCUCUGUCUGUCCGACUCUCUCCAUCUCGCGCUCUCUCUCUCGCGCUGUACUCCCCGCCCUCUCUCGGCAUGUCACAUGAUAAGAAAAUGUUGGAUCGCGAGGCAGUACGUUCAGUCAUACAGCAAUGGAAUGCCAAUCGAUUGGAUCUCUUUGCGCUCUCCGAACCGGAUGAGAAUCUGCUCUUCCAUGGCGUUAUGCGCUUCUACUUCCAAGAUGCCGGCCAGAAGGUGGCCACCAAAUGCAUUCGCGUUGCCAGCGAUGCGACAGUCACAGAUGUCAUAGACACAUUAAUUGAGAAGUUUCGUCCGGAUAUGCGCAUGCUAUCCGUGCCCAAUUACGCCCUCUACGAGGUGCACGCCAACGGCGAGGAGCGCCGCCUGAAUCCAGAUGAGAAGCCGCUGCUCGUUCAGCUCAAUUGGCAUAUUGACGAUCGCGAGGGACGCUUCCUGCUCAAGAACAUCGAUCAGAAGACAACGCCCAUCGAGCAGUCGGAAUUGAAUUUCAAGCGCAAGCUCUCCAAGCGUGAGAAGAAGGAGCAGAAGAAGAAGGAGAAACUGGCCAAGCUCAGCUCGGAUGUGCCGCUCUCCAAUGGCAGCCAGGUGGGCGGCAUGGGCAACGGCGUCGGCAGCGCGGGGGCAGCAGCGGCGCACAUGAACGGCAAUGCAGGCGGCGCAGGCAAUGGGGAGGCCGGCGAUGCCGUUGCUGGCAAGCUAUACACAGAGCUGCCGGAGACGUCGUUCACACGCUCGAUCUCAAAUCCGGAGGCGGUGAUGCGACGCCGAAGACAACAAAAGCUAGAGAAGAAGCUGCAGCAGUUUCGUUCCCGCGACGGCGGACCCGACACGGGCGGCACCCUGAAAAUCUACGGCGAGAGCCUGUGCCAGGAUGUGCCCUACAAGACGCUGUUGCUCUCGAUACGCGACUGCGCCCAGGCGGUGGUCAGGGAGAUGCUCAGCAAAUACGGCCUGGAAAAGGCGGAUCCCUUGCACUAUUGCCUUGUACAGGUUAACAGCGAUGGCACGGAGUACAUACUUGACGACGACGAGUGCCCCUUAUCAAUACUCAUGAAUCAUCCAACGUCGCGCGGUUCCAUCAUGUUUCAUGUGCGCCGCCGUCCGGCAGAUUCGCAGCCGCGACGCCGCAAGAAAAAGCCAUUGGGCGCUGCAAACGGUGCAAAUCACAUGUCCGGCGAUCGCGAAGGACCCGUCCUUGUCGAAGUGACGCACAGCGGCGAUGGGGGUCGACGCAUUAAGCUGGGCAGCGAUCCGGUCGAGGUUGGGUCAGCGAACACCAAUUGCCUGCAGCUCUUCGGUCCCUCCAUACAGCCGAGGCAUUGUCUCAUCUCGCUGCUGGAGGGCGUUUGCACGGUGACGCCUCUGCACACGGACGCGCUGACCUUCGUCAACGGACAUCACAUUAGCCAGCCAACCAUAUUGCAUAACGGUUCGGUUGUCAUGUUCGGACGUGUCGCCUCGUAUCGAUUCCUGGACUCGCCCACAGAUGGACGCUAUAAUCUGGCCCUCUCGCAAUCCCAGCUGGACUCGGCCUGCCUCUACGAAAGUCGCUCGCCCACGUCUCCGGGCUCUUGGAACGAUGAGGAUGGAGCACUUAGUUCGACGCAGAAGAGCGAAUAUGAGCAUAAUCAGCAGCUGAAUCAAAGCAACGCUGGCUUCCACAGCAGCUCAGCAGACCCGCACGCGCUCCGAGAUGUGGUGGACAGCAAACAUGGCAGCCAGGAGCAGCAGCAGCAGCAGCAGCAACAGUUGUCCAACCCUGGUGGCAAUUAUGAUGGUCAAAGCUUAGAAGGUAAUCUGGAGAAUGAAAUCAAGUCCAUAUCGAGCAUGAAAUCGAAUGGCUCCAACAGUCAGGACAGAUCGCCCAAAUUGCCAGGUGCUGGCAGUCAUUUGGCCGGCGCCGGCGGCAGCGGCUCGGCAGAUGCCCAGGGUCAGGAGCCCAUUUUGCCCGCUGUUCUCGAAUUUCCCGAAACACAUCAGGAGCACUUUCUGCGUCACAUCAUCACCGAACUGGAUGUGAAUGUGCCGCACUUCAAGCUGGCGCCCGUCUAUUCGCUCUACCUGUGUGCCAGAUAUCGCGCCUCCACCCACUAUCGUCCUGAGCUGCAGCCCACUGAGCGCGCCCACAAGCUAACCAUAUUCCUGCAUCAUGUGGCGAAUCUGGUCUAUGGUGUUGUGCAGGAGCAGUACACAGAUCCACGUAUACUCGCAUUUUGGAUGGCGAACAGUUCGGAGUUUCUGCAUUUCCUCAAGUCGGAUCGUCACAUCAGCGCCUUUAGCGUGCAGGCGCAGGAGGUGCUCGCGGAGGCGGUGCAGACGGCAUUUCGUAAUCUGGUCAAUUGCUUUCGCUUGGAGCUGUCGCAGACUCUGAAUCAAUUUCUCUCGGAGACGAUUGAUCAUGAUUCCGCGGCGGGUCUGGUGCUGACAGUGCUUGGCUCGGCGAUGGCUCUGCUGCGGCGCUGUCGCGUGAAUGCCGCCUUGACCAUUCAGCUGUUCUCGCAGCUCUUCCACUACAUCAAUGUCAUAUGUUUCAAUACGAUUGUGGCCAAUUCGCACUUGUGCACCGCAGAGUGGGGCAAGGUGAUGACGGAGCGCCUGCAGCUGUUGGAGCUGUGGGCUGAACGUCAGGGCCUGGAGCUGGCUGCUGAUUGCCAUCUGGCUAAGAUCAAUCAGUGCGCGCAAUUCUUGCAGGCGCCCAAAUCCUCUGUGGAGGAGAUACAGCAAUUGGCCUGCUCCUGCUUUCGGCUCAACUCCUUGCAAAUGGGCGCACUGCUGCAGCAGGAGAAGAUACCACGCAAUCUAGUUGACACGGCCAUACGCAUGGCCGAAUCGGUGGCCGAUGAGCUGACGCGUGCCGAUGGACGCGAGGUGCGACUGGAGGAAUCACCCGAACUGCAUUUAGCAUUGCUGCUGCCCGACGACGGCUUCAGCUGUGACGUGGUGCGCGGCAUACCCACCGGCUUGGUCGACUUUCUGAAUCCCCUACAGCAGCAGGGCAUGUGCCGGCUGGCUGCACAGCCCACCUCGAUUGGACUCUGGACGGUCUAUAUGCAUCAGUUUAAUCAGGCACGCAGCUCCAGUGCCAUGUCGAACAAGCUGCCCCAGCCCGAGGUGCAGCUGAUUAAGUUGCACAAGAACAGCAACGGCAUGGGCCUGUCCAUCGUUGCCGCCAAGGGCGCGGGCCAGGAGCGUCUGGGCAUCUACAUCAAGAGCGUCGUGCCAGGCGGCGCUGCCGAUGCGGAUGGCAGGCUACAGGCUGGCGAUCAGCUGCUGCGUGUGGACGGACAGAGUCUGAUUGGCAUCACACAGGAGCGUGCUGCUGAUUAUUUGGUGCGCACGGGUCCCGUUGUCAGCUUGGAGGUGGCCAAACAGGGCGCCAUUUAUCAUGGGCUGGCAACGCUGCUGCAGCAGCCCAGUCCCGUUAUACAGCGUGGUAAUCGCCGCAUGUCCGAGCGCGAUUUGAGUCGCAUGGGCGGGGCCGAGUCGUCCAAGUCAUUGGGCGGCAUUGGCGGCCCGCUCAUCGCCAAUAGCCAUACGAGUCACAGUCUCAAUCAGCACUUAAAUCUGAGCAAUAGCAACAUCAACAGUAGCCAAGCACACAGUCACAACAGCAACAGCAACAGCAACAUGGGCAACAGCAACAACAUCAUGAAUCCCUUAGCUGCACACCUAUCCUCCAAUAGCAAAUCGGUGCCGGCCCUGCAUCAUCACACGGGAUCUGGCAACAUAUCGCUGGCCAAUUCCAAGUCACGGAGCACGCACAGCUUGCAUAACAAUGGAGGUCAGCCAAAUGGCAGUCACACUAAUCCCAAUCUGAAUCCGAAUCCGAAUGCAAAUGGAAAUGGCAACGAGCAAGGCUUCUACCAGAAUUUAAGCGUGUAUCGUGCACAGAAUCAAAGUCAACCAAUUUUGAACGAACGACCCAGCAUGUCUGCACAUGCCGCCAUGAGCGCCUACAAUGGCAAUUCCCCGCAUGCCGCCACACUGCAACAACAGCAACAACAACAGCAGCAGCAGGCCUCGCCUUACCAACAACAUUUGCAGGCCAGCGCUAAUCUGCCCAGUCGCCCUGUUUCCGCCUAUUAUCACAGUCAGCAAAGUGCACAGCAGCAGCUGCAACAGCAACAGCAGCAGCAACAACAGCAGCAACAUGCACUGCAACAACAGCAAUUCGCACACAGCAGCAGCAAUCUAAAUGGAUUGAACAAUCGCGCGAAGAAUCAACCAAACUUUCAGCACACGCUGCGCAUGCAGCAAAUGUUGGCGCCAUCCAUGCCCAACAUCAGCAACAUGUACCAGCAGCAGCAGCCGCACCAACAGCAACAACAACAGCAGCAGCAGCAACUGUCCCAGCAGCAGCCGCCUAUGAGCGCCAGCCAAAGCAUGCAGAAUGUGAAUGAAUUUAUGCCGGGCUAUCAAAAUGGGGGCUUAGACUAUCAGCAACAUGCGCGACGCAGUCAGCUGCAUGAGGCAGCAGCACUCUACGAACUGCAGCAGCAACACCAACAACAGCAGCAACAUCAACAGCAACAGCCUUCACCCAACUUUAUAACGCUGCCACCAAAGCCCAUUGGCAGCUUACAAUCCCCAAGCAAGCUAGUAGGUCCACCCAGCACAGCGCCCAAGCCACAGCAACAACAACAACAGCAACAACAACAACAGCAACAACAACAACAGCAGCAGCAACAACUGCAACAACAGCAGCAACAACUGCAACAGCAACAGCAGCGACUGCAGCAACAACAGGCAGGCUAUCUGUCGAAUCAUGUGCUGGGCGAGGAUAAGCCGCCAUUGCCACCGACAGCCACGCAUCCGCUGUUCAAGGCAACGCAGCAGCUGGCGCCGGGCAUGAAUUAUGUGGCCAGCACUUUGGAUCCACCGAAAGGCAGCUAUUUGCCUGGCAGCCAGUCGUCGGCCCGUUCACUGCACAGCGGCAGCAAUCCCUGGGAGCGUGAGGAGCGCGAGAAGGAUUUGGAAAUGCGACGGGAGCACAUCAGGCAAUGGCGGGAGCAGCAGAUCGCAGAGCUGUCGGCCAUACUGGCGCGCAGUCCGCAGCAGGAGGAGCAGCUGAAGACGCUUAUACUCGAACGCGACUUUGAGCGGCGUGCACAGGAGCUGCAGGAGCAGGAGGAGGACCAGGAUCAGGCCUACGACAAGGACAAUGUGCAGGAGCUGUUCCGUUUGUCAGCGAGCGGUCAGGUGCAGGCCAGUGCCAUACAAACGCCCAUCACCAGCUACCGUCAGACCGAGAUCAAGCUGGCCGAGAUCGGGGAGAGCAGUCCAGUUGAACCGACAACAACAACAGCAGCAGGACCAACAACAGCAGCAGCAGCAGUGGUAACCUCGACAGCAACAGCCACGCCACCACAGCCACAGCCCAAGAGCAUACUGAAGCACAAUCGCUAUACGGACGGUGGCAGCGGGGGCAGCGCUACGGGUGCGCCCUCUUCGCCUUCCAAGUCUCAGAAAUCGGCUAGCUUUGCGGACGAACGGCAUCUGCAAACGGAGCAUCCCAUAUCCAGUUUGGCCAAGGAGCUCACACAGCUGAGCAUGCUCGACAAGGACAACAACAAUGAGACAGCCUUGGAUGGGUCAGUGCCACCGCCGCCGCCGCCAGAGCGCAACAGCUCCUAUUUGAUCAUGUCACAGCAAAAGCUGCGCGGUAGCAUGGGAGGCAAUGCGUCCGCCACGUCUUCGAUGGGGCUGCUGAAGACGGCCACCAGCAAUCAGGCAGCCGCCGUCGAGGUGAAGAAGGCGACAAUGCAUGGCAUCACAAAUAACAACAACAACAACAACAACAACAGCUUAAACAAUAACACAAUGCAAUCAUCGCCGCUGAGUGCAAUGGAAUUGAAUGCCGCCUAUGUGUCAGCGACGGGCACGGGCACGGGCAUGAGCCUGGGCACGCCGCCGCCGUUGCUGCAGCGGGACAACAAACGCGUGAGCUUCCACGACGAGGACAACAACUUGGUGAGCCAGCAACAGCAGCAGCAGCUGCUGCAACAGCAACAGCAGCAAUAUCUGUUGGAUAGCUACGCGCUGGAGAGUCAGGAUUUGGAAACCAUACGCGAGGAUGCGAGCUACAUGCAGCACAAUGUGGAUGUCUCCAUGUUGCCCUCGAUGCCUGCGACGCCGGAUGCGGCGCUCUGGAAUACCACAGUGCAAUCAACGCCUGGCGUCAUAGGCGCCCAGGAGGUGUACAGAGACCCUCGAACACGUCGCCUGGCGGAGAAGCAACAACAGCAGCAGCAGCAACGCGCUGGCGAUGCGGUGCCUGAGAAGCUGUCGUUCAAGGAGAAAAUGAAGAUGUUUGCACUGGAAUCGGGUGAGGAUAAUACGCCCAAGGACAAGCUGAAAAUAUCACGAGCGCAACGAGACAUUGAUGCAGUUCACUGAGAGCAGUUGACAAAUUUAUAUACAUACAUGUAUAUCAUAAGAAUCCUAAGCAGUAGUACACACCCACACAUACACACACAUAUACCAUAUCACUCAGUCGAAUUGGGGGCCAAUAGCGCUAUAUAACUAAAUAUAUAAAUAUAUAUGUAUGGACCACACAUAGCAAACAUAUGACAAACCUAACGAAUUUGCUUAGCAUCCAAUAGUUGCAUUAGGAUCUAUAUAGAUGGACUAGUUGCGUAGUGUGAGUAGUUAAAAAAGAGUUGAUAUCGUUAACUGAAUUCAAUUAGUGAAAAGCAAAAAUUAGCAUAUUAAACCAUAGUCUACAUAUACACAAUAUAUACAUAUAUACAUACAUAUACAUUCAUAUACAUAUACAUAUAUAAAGAUAUUGAAAGCCUAAACAGGGCAACGAAAGUUGGGCGAGCCACAUUUGUAAAGCAAAAUGCGAAUAUAUAUAUAUAUGUGCACAUAUAAAAUAUAAAUCUAUAUAUAUUUACAAACUGUUGCAUCAAAUGGAAAUAUUUAGUAUUUACUUUUAUCGAUAGACAUGUAAAUGAGGAUGUGCGUUAGUUUAGAUACAUUUACCUGGGAAUUGUGCGGAACAACAAGAAAUGUUUAUUAUUAUUAACAUUAUUAUAAAUAUAUAAUAGGAAACGAUACGCCACGACGUCAUAUAACAAAUGGUCCAAUUCAAUUAUUA